AUGACUUCGCCGGUGGCCCUGCUCACUGUCGCUGCGCUCACGGCACUGCCUCUCAGGGUAGAGCUGGCUCUCGGCGCCGGCCCGCACUCGCCCGAGCAGGCCGACCUCCGCCAGCUGCAGGCGGACCUGAAGGAGCUGAUCGAGCUCACCGAGGCCAGCCUGGCGGCGGUCCGGAAGAGCCAACUGCUGGCCGCGCUGGACGGAGAGCGCCCGGGCCGGGGGGAUGCAGAGGGCCCUGCUCUCCAGGAAGCCGUGGCCGAAGUGGGGGAGGCCGCGGUCGCCCUGGGGGCGGCGCCGGAGGCUGUCCCUGGGACGGACGCGGGGCCAGAGUCCACGGAAGGAGGGCAGGAGGAGGAGGAGGGCGAGGACGACGACGAGGACGAGCUGAGCGGGACAAAGGUGAACGCCCCGUACUACAGCUCGUGGGGCACUCUGGAGUACCACAAUGCUAUGGUGGUGGGCACCGAGGAGGCGGAGGACGGCUCAGCGGGGGUCCGUGUGCUCUACCUCUACCCUACACACAAGUCCCUGAAGCCCUGCCCGUUCUUUCUGGAGGGGAAGUGCCGAUUCAAGGAGAACUGCAGGUUCUCGCACGGGCAGGUGGUCUCCCUGGAUGAGCUGCGCCCCUUCCAGGACCCGGACCUGAGCUCCCUGCGGGCUGGCUCUGCGUGUCUGGCCAAGCACCAGGACGGCCUCUGGCAUGCAGCACGGAUCACGGAUGUGGACAGCGGCUACUACACGGUCAAGUUUGACUCACUGCUGCUGAGGGAGGCUGUGGUGGAGGGGGACAGCAUCCUGCCCCCACUGCGCACAGAGGCCGCUGAGUCCUCUGACUCAGAUGGUGGCGACAUGGAUGAUGCCAGCUAUGCCAGAGUGGUGGAGUCAGGCACGGCAGACACCAGGCCCUGCAGCUCUGCCUUCGCUGGCUGGGAGGUGCACACACGGGGCAUCGGCUCCAGGCUCCUCGCCAAGAUGGGCUACGAGUUUGGCAAGGGCCUGGGCCGGCAUGCAGAAGGCCGAGUGGAGCCCAUCCACGCAGUGGUGCUGCCUCGUGGGAAGUCGCUGGACCAGUGUGCAGAACUCCUGCAGAAGCUGCCUAGGCACGGUGGGACUGGUGCUGGGAGGUCCCCCAGGUCCCGGGGAAGAGGGCGCAGGCCUGGGGGUCGCCAGCCCUCUCGGACUGUGUUUGACUUCUUGAAUGAGAAGCUGCAGGACCAGACAACUGGGGCCCCGGAGCCCAGGGGAGCCCUCCCAGGGAGGAGGAGCAAGGACAUAUACCAUGCCAGCAAGAGCGCCAAGCGUGCCCUGAGCCUGCAGCUCUUUCAGACUGAGGAGAAGAUCGAGCGAACCCAACGGGACAUCCAGGGCAUUCGGGAGGCACUGGCCCGCAACGCCGGCCGGCACAGUGUGGCAGCGGCCCAGCUGGAGGAGAAGCUGGCAGGAGCCCAGCGGCAGCUGGGGCAGCUCCGGGCACAGGAGGCGGGCCUGCAGCGUGAGCAGAGGAAGGCAGACACUCACAAGAAGAUGACUGAGUUCUAGAGGCCCCACGAGCACUGUGGACAGAGCCAGGGACUCUGGCUCUAGCCGUCCUCAGGAAGACAGCUGUUGUCCAACAACCAGGACGCCAGCCACUCCAGGCCAGCCCCCUUGGCCCUUCAGCCUGGGGGUGUGGAAACUGCUGAGAGGAGAUGGGCAGCGGGGUUGCACCUGGACACUUCCUUGCCCACCCUGCCAUUGGCAUCUUCUUAGCGAGGACAUUAAAGUGAUUUCAUCACAGUGUCAUUCA
This is a messenger RNA of Carlito syrichta (Philippine tarsier), 1786 nucleotides long. It is a transcript of the gene ZGPAT, whose product is annotated as zinc finger CCCH-type and G-patch domain containing. Gene Ontology annotation, molecular function: RNA polymerase II cis-regulatory region sequence-specific DNA binding; metal ion binding; DNA-binding transcription factor activity, RNA polymerase II-specific. The record is from RefSeq and is a predicted model, not a curated record. NCBI's taxonomy places the organism in Eukaryota, Metazoa, Chordata, Mammalia, Primates, Tarsiidae. The coding region runs from base 1 to 1539 and encodes 512 amino acids. Gene Ontology annotation, biological process: negative regulation of DNA-templated transcription; regulation of transcription by RNA polymerase II. Gene Ontology annotation, cellular component: nucleus. The transcript has 7 exons.